AUGAAUGCUCCGAAUACCAAGAAUUGGUGGACUGCUGAGGAAAAUGCUCGUCUUCAGAAUCUGCGACGGCAGUACGCUCACAGCGUGACUAUCAAGGACAUUGCCCGAGUAGUCCAACCUGAGUUUCCCGGCCGCAGCGUGAACUCCAUCUACGCCAAGUUGUACGCCAUGGAACAAAAUUUCCCCCGACCUCGCCAUGCGGCUGGAACUCGUCCGCUGAGCGACGAUGCGGACUCUGACCCCUCGGUAUCCGCGCCUGGUGCCUUGGACAAGCGUCAGGCUGCGGAUGAACUCUUACCUGCGCCUGAAACAGCCCGUCGUCGACUUGCGAUCCACAGUCCCGACCCUGGCUCUGAGGGAGUUGCGGAAAUACUGCCUUCCAGCGGUGGAGAUCCAGACCCGCGGCUACCUCCACACCAACCGUUUGCCUCUCUUCUUGGUCCUAAUACCUCCCUGGAAACUACCACGGUGCCACCCCAUGGAGCGAAUGCGCAGAGUCGCCAUAUGUCGGGACUGCAUCAGACAACCCAGUCAGUUGCUCCGCCGCCGCGCAUAAAUGGCCUUGGAAAUGAAAUGGGCCCACCACGCCCUUUACGCAGGCCGGCCUUGGCUCGCGGACGCCCACGCCGGGUGCCACAGGUUUCGGUGGUGCAGGAAUCUCCAGCUAGACAGACUCAGAACUUGCCGAGCACCCAAACUAUGGCUGGCAGUUCAAUCGAGCCGGCAAUAUUGACUGAAAUUCGCGAAAUGCGCGCAGAACUAGGCAGCAAGAUUGACGAUCUUGCAGCGAGUACCCGUCGGCAGCUACAUGCGCAAGAGCGUAGGAUCAUUGAUCUUACAGAGGUUGGCAAUGAUGCAUUGGCCAUCAGCGAGAUUGCGAGAGAUAGCUUGGUCGAUUUUGUGCAGGCGCUUAUAAAGGCUGGUCUGGUUCCGGAAUUGGGAAAUUGA
This is a messenger RNA of Aspergillus mulundensis, 948 nucleotides long. RefSeq lists its product as uncharacterized. Bases 1 to 948 code for a protein of 315 amino acids. The record is from RefSeq and is a predicted model, not a curated record. The transcript has 3 exons. NCBI's taxonomy places the organism in Eukaryota, Fungi, Ascomycota, Eurotiomycetes, Eurotiales, Aspergillaceae.